CCUCUCCUUUUGUGUCAAUUUUUCAUCUUUAAUAAGGAAUUACAUUAUUUCUUUACUUCAAGCAGAUUUUCAGGGUAAAAGUAUUAAGGGUUAGUUGUGGCUUGGCUAUUUGGCAGUGGAUGGGGUGGCAGGAGCUCGUUAGCUUUUCAGGAGUGUUGCUUUGAUUAAAUAGCACACAUAAUUUAAAUGUGGGAUGUAAUCAAGUUUAGCUCCUUGAUACACAAAAUUAUCAAUUUCUGAUAUAGUACUUCUUUUUACCUUUUAAAAAUUAAUUUUCAAGUAGUAAUUACAUACUAACAUGGAACUGCCUCCUGUAGCUGACUUUGUCAGCCACCAAGUAGGAUUCAUCAUGGUAGAAGACUUGUUUGUAGCUAAAAUGAAUUAGCUGGUCCCACUCUACGCUUCAGAAGAUUUGAUAUGCUUAUUAGACAUAGUCAUCUUUCUCUCCUCACUGCCUAAACUUUCAAAGAAUCAGACAUAAUUAAGUCUACUGGAUGACUUUCAGAGUGGCUUACUGUGAUCAGUGAGGGAGUCUGAAUGCUGAUUCUGCAGCCUAAGCAAAGCAAAAAUUAUCAGAAUUGGUUACUUUUGUUUUUUUUACUCAAAUCCCUUACACUAGUAUUUCCCCUCUCACCUGUGAAAUGUAAAGUGCAAUUGCUUCUGGAUUGCUCUAUUUUUUUGUGAGCUAGUUCAGCUGCACGCAGCUGAGCCGAGAUCUGACUAGCACAGCCCCUUUAAAACAAUAGACAAUUAUUUCUUUUCCUACAAACUGCCAGGGAUUCAUGAAUCUGUUCCUUUUGCAUUUAUGUACUUAACUUGCAAUUAAAUUGUGUUGUUCAAAAGUGGUAAUAAGAUUGCUAAACCCAUGAAUCAAAAAGGAAAACCUGAGUUGGAAUACAUAUUGUCUAUCCUCAGUAUGGAGUUUGAAAUCCAUAUGCUGCUUAAAGGCUCAGUAGAAGCAGGCUUUCCCAGAGAUGUAGUUUUGUGUGUGUUAACUGAGAUGAAUGCCUCACAGGUUUAUGUAUGAUCUUACAUUGCUACUUUAAUUUUUCUAGGAUAAAUAUGAAUUUUCCCCUGAUCUAAAGCAGUUCCAUGUCUUGUUUGGACUGUUCCUGUAUUCUACGUACACCAGUUGAAUCAAUCAGACCAGAAGAGCUAUCUCAGAGCAGUGUCCAUGAAUGCCAGGCUGAUUCUGAUCUAGCUUGGAUUCCCCCAUCUACAGGAAGGAAUGAAAUGGUAUUUUGCUCUUCUAAUGUCUCUCACUAUGAACUCCAGCUGGAAAUAGGAAGGAGGUUUAACGAUUUAACUUCAGUCUACCUUGCACGGCAUACGCCUACAGGCAUGCAAGUUGCUGUAAGGAUCACAGACCUAGAAAAUUGCUCUGAAGAGCAUUUGAAAGCCUUACAGAAUGAGGUGGUUUUAUCCCACUUUUUCCAGCAUCCCAAUGUAAUGACGCUUUGGACAGUGUUUACAGCUGGUAGUUGGCUUUGGGUCAUCUCCCCAUUCAUGGCCUAUGGUUCGGCUAGACACCUGCUGAAGACUUACUUUCCUGAAGGAAUGAGUGAAGCUUUGAUAGGGAACAUUCUGUUUGGUGCAAUCAGAGGAUUAAAUUACAUGCACCAGAAUGGCUACAUUCACAGGAAUAUUAAAGCUAGCCACAUUCUGAUUUCAGGGGAUGGGCUGGUUUCUCUCUCUGGCUUAAACAACCUCUACAGUUUAGUUAACAAUGGACAAAAGUCAAAGGUGGUAUAUGAUUUUCCCCAGUUUAGUACAUCUGUGCUUCCUUGGCUGAGUCCUGAACUACUGAGACAGGAUUUGUCUGGGUAUAACAUGAAGUCUGACAUUUACAGUGUGGGAAUUACAGCAUGUGAAUUAGCCAAUGGACAUGUUCCGUUUCAAGAUAUGCCUCGCACUCAGAUGCUUCUGCAAAAGCUGAAAGGUCCCACAUAUUGUCCUUGGGACAUAAGUACCUUUCCCUGUGGGGAAUCCAGGAUGAAGAAUUCCCGAUCAGGCGUUGAUUCUGGAAUUGGUGAGAGCAUGACACACACAAUGACCAGUGAAAGACUACAAAUUCCCUUUUCCAAAACGUUUUCACCUGCUUUCCACAACUUGGUAGAGCUUUGCUUGCAACAGGACCCUGAGAAAAGGCCAUCUGCCAGCAGUUUGCUUUCGCAUACGUUCUUCAGACAGAUAAAAGAACAAACACAGAAUUCACUACUGUCUCUAUUACCGCCUCCUAUUCAAAAUAACAGAUCAGAGUUCUUGGCACUACCCUCAACAGCAGUUGGGACUGAACUUGGAAAUCUUACUGCAAGUCAAGAUGAUACAGACUGGGAAUUCUAAAUAAAUACCAAACAAUCGUACCUCUCCUGCACUUCAAAGAAGGAAAAUGUGAUUUGUAUUUGCUGCUCUAGUUUGUGUGGUUAAAAUACAAUUAGACAAGUUGUACUUGAAAAUGCCAUUGAAGUGGCCAUAUUUCAUUAGCUACUUCCUCUGCUGGCAUUGUGCAGUGUGCCUCACUUUCUGACCGAUAAGGAAAAUUGUAUAUAGAAAAUGGCUGAAUGCUUAUCUCCCUCUUUAAAAAUAUUUCUUAACAAGAGAGUUCCUGCUGUCAUCUUACUCUAUACUGUAUUUUCAGCUCAUACUGCUGCAGUCCCUGUGCCUUUCUGAAUUCAGACUUGGGUUUUGUCUGUGACCUUACUUAAACAAUCUAUUUGGUUUUUUGUUACCACACAGAUCAUUUUAGUAAAGAGAAAUCCUCCACUUCCAAGUUUGCAACUGCACAAAUUAGUUGCUUAUGCAAAUAAACGUUUCUCUCUUCACGCAUCCCAAAAGGCAUUUUUCUCACUUGGCAUGCUGUCAUACUUGCCAAAAGUUAGCUAUGCAUCAUUUUUCAUGCAGUGUUUAAUACUGUGUGUAUCCCAAAGAAGUUAAGCUACUUGAAAAUGUGACUCAUGCUCUUGCAUUUGUCUACAUUCUUAGUACAAAUUUGUGCUUUUGCAUCUCCAUUUAUUGUUGUGUCAUUUUAGCAAUUAAUC
Molecule: messenger RNA, 3038 nt
Organism: Athene cunicularia (burrowing owl)
Lineage: Eukaryota; Metazoa; Chordata; Aves; Strigiformes; Strigidae
Gene: STRADB
Product: STE20-related kinase adaptor beta
Exons: 12
Coding region: 1093-2343 (416 amino acids)
Biological process (GO): protein phosphorylation
Molecular function (GO): ATP binding; protein serine/threonine kinase activator activity; protein kinase activity
Source: RefSeq, a predicted model, not a curated record